This is a messenger RNA of Mytilus californianus (California mussel), 4823 nucleotides long. RefSeq names its product long-chain-fatty-acid--CoA ligase 1-like. Gene Ontology annotation, cellular component: endoplasmic reticulum; membrane. The record is from RefSeq and is a predicted model, not a curated record. Gene Ontology annotation, molecular function: long-chain fatty acid-CoA ligase activity. Gene Ontology annotation, biological process: long-chain fatty acid metabolic process. The transcript has 21 exons. The coding region runs from base 317 to 2293 and encodes 658 amino acids. Lineage: Eukaryota; Metazoa; Mollusca; Bivalvia; Mytilida; Mytilidae.
UACCAUUAUUGAUACUAGUUUCAUUACUCUAUCGUUACAUAGUUAUUGGAUUGUUGUCUUUAUAUUUCAUCCUUUUUACCUGUGUCUUCGUUGUUUUCUACCUGUCACAGAAAAAAAAUUAAUAUCUAACUAUAAUUAUUAGUAUCAAUUGUGGUCAUAAAAUAUAAAUGGCUUGAAAAGGGAACUUUAUAGUACACUUGUUAAUAAAUGGAAGUAUUUUAUUUAUGGUCAUGAAGUAGACAAACAUACUGUGUUUACCUGGAAAACUAAUCAAUCAAUUAAGAAGUGAACAUCAUUUGUGAAUGAAUUGUUGGAUAUGGGACAUUCAGCUUCAGUAGUUAUUACAAAGACUAACAGUCGAUUCCAUUCACAGUCGGAAAUUGUGUUUGGUAAAGACAAAGCAAGAAUAUCAAAAUUAUGUAAAGAUGGUAAACUUCUAGAAUAUCUGGAUGAAAAUGUCCAAACUCUUUAUGAAGCAUUCAGAAAUGGAGCACAAGUAUCAAGUAACGGUGCUUGCUAUGGAUGGAAGCCAAGUAGUAAAGAACCAUAUAAAUGGAUAUCGUACAAUGAUGUUUUGAAUAGGGCAGCAAGUAUUGGUGCAGGAUUAAUAGAAAAUAACCAGACAGCUACAAAUUCUACAAGAAUAGGGUUAUAUUCACAAAACAGAGUUGAGUAUGGUAUUGUGGAACAAGCAUGUUAUACUUAUUCUAUGGCAUUGGUUCCAUUAUAUGACACAUUAGGACCAGAAGCAUGUACAUAUAUCAUCAAUCAAGCCAGCAUUAGCCUAGUUAUCUGUGAUACAUGUAAGAAGGUUCAGGCCAUGUUUGAUAAAUAUGAGGAAACACCAAACCUGAAAACUAUUGUAAUGAUGGAAGAAAUGUCUCUUGAAUUACAGACUAAAGCACAACAGUUAGGGAUCAAACUCGUAUCAUUUAGUGAUUUGGAGGAACAGGGUGAAAAAUCUCCCAAGGAACCAAAGCCUGCGAAGCCAGAUGAUAUAUGUGUUGUAUGUUAUACAAGUGGUACUACAGGUUUACCUAAAGGAGCAAUGUUAACACAUAAAGGAACCAUUUCUACAGUUUGUUCAGCAUUUGUCACCCUUGAAAAUGGUGGUGUUACACUUGGUCCAGAAGAUGUUUUAAUUUCAUAUCUACCAUUAGCCCAUUCAUAUGAAAGGUUAUUAGAGGUAACAGUGACAAUGUCUGGUGGCAGAAUAGGAUUUUUCCAAGGUGAUGUGAAAUUAUUGAUGGAUGAUAUCAAAGAACUAGGACCAACAUUAUUUCCAUCUGUACCCAGAUUACUCAAUCGAUUUUAUGAUAAGGUUGUAGCUGGUGUGAAUGAAAGUGCAAUUAAAAAAAUGAUGUUUGAUAUGGGAAUGAAAAGUAAACAGAAAGAACUUCAAAAACAUAUAAUAAGAAAUGACAGCAUUUACGACAAGUUUGUAUUUAAGAAGAUCCAACAAGGUUUAGGAGGAAGAGUUAGACUUAUUACUACAGGUUCAGCUCCUCUGUCAGCAACAGUAUUAGAAUUCCUAAGAUGCUGUGUUGGUUGUCCGAUAAUUGAAGGUUAUGGACAGACAGAAUCUCAUGCUUUAUGUUCCAUGCAGUUCAUAGGAGAUGCUUCAUCAGGUAAUGUUGGACCACCGAUUCCCAGUAACCUUAUCAAACUAGAAGAUGUACCAGAUAUGAAAUACUUUGCUGAACAGAAUAAAGGAGAGGUAUGCCUAAAGGGUCCAAGUGUUUUUGUUGGUUAUCUAAAUGAUGAGGUAAAAACAAAAGAAGUUUUGGACAAGGAUGGCUGGCUACAUACAGGAGAUAUAGGAGAAUGGUUACCUAAUGGAACCCUGAAAAUUAUUGACAGGAAGAAACAUAUAUUUAAGUUAGCUCAGGGAGAGUAUAUAGCACCAGAGAAGAUAGAAAACAUUUAUGUUAGAUCAACAUUGGUAGCACAAAUAUUUGUCCAUGGUGAUAGCUUGAAGGCAAGUUUAGUAGCAGUUUGUGUACCAGAUCCUGAAGUGUUACCAAGUUACGCAAAGUCAAAUUUAAAUGUAUCAGGAUCAAUGGAAGAAUUAGUAAAAAAUCCAGAAAUAAAGAAGGCCAUAUUAGCAGAUCUGACAAAACUAGGAAAGAGUGGUGGAUUACAUUCCUUUGAACAGGUGAGGGAUAUAUAUGUACAUCCAGAAUUAUUUUCUGUGGAGAAUGGACUUUUAACACCAACAUUUAAAGCCAAAAGACAGGAUUUGAAAAAGUUUUUCCAACCUCAGAUUGAUGAAAUGUAUACAAAAUUACAAUAAUCUCUUUAGUUGAAUUUUUAUCACAUGCAAGAUUGUGUUCACAAUUGGUCUAUAAAUAAUUAAAUGAAAUAUUUCUUUGUUUAAAAUUGUGCACAGGUUAUUUGUAUUCCAUCAUGGUGUAUUAAUUUCCACUGUUUUUCUUUCAUUUCCUCAAUACUUGCAUUGAUAAUAAUCAAAAAAGUACUGUCAUCCAUUAUUAAUAAUAAUUCAUCACUCAUUUAUGACAUUUGCACAAAACUUUGCUAAAUGUUAUUUAUAUUUUUUACCAACUUUCACCUGCUACAGAAUUUAAUAUAUUUUAUUUUUACAUAUCAGUAGUUUAUAAAUAAUCAUAUGAUACCAGUACCUUUCUGCAUAAUCAAACUUACCUUCAUAUUUAUCUCAUUAAAGUGUUAAAAGAAAGAAUUAAGAAAACAUUAAUGCUGCAAACAUUUGGGUGUAUUUGGUAGGAUCUUUGUUAGAUCUAACAGCAAAACCACAAAUUUUUGAACUUUGUACUCUUGGACCAGGAAGUAAUUUUCAACUUUCACAUUGCCUGAUAUGGUUCAUUUGAUUUUUUGGGGGGCACUGUUGUCUUUUGAUUCAGUUUGCAGUGCAAUUAAAAAAAAAUGCAUUUGAAAAAUAUUACGAGUAUGGUAUCAUAAUACAUACAGAUGCUUGCAUAUGAAUUGUAUCAGAAAUAAAAUAUAUAUGUCUGUGAAUGUUGGUUUUUCUUAACAUAUGUAUAUGUAUAUGGAAAAAUGUUCAAGAAAGUUUUGUUACGUCUAAAUGAGAAUGUAUGGAAAACUUUUAUUAACUUGUAUUUGUAUUAAAGGUUAAAAAUAUAAUCAUAGCAACUUUAGCUAUUAAUAUUAUAGGAAUAUAUUUUUUGUUGUGUCAGAAAAGGAAAUUAUUUCCAAAUUCACAAUUAAAAAAAAAGAUUAUAAUGUAAACUUUAAAUUGAAACUUUUUUAUCUUGGAUUUCAUUAUAUAUGUUAAUUGAACAUUGAACCUUUUUUUCUACAUUCAAAACUUUUCCAUCACACUGUUAAAAAAUUAAAUUCCAUUAAUAUAUGUUAGGCCAUGCGAAUUUGAUUUCAGUCUUUAGAUUGUUAAUUAGUAAAAUAGCUGUAAAACUGAAGGAACAAUUUACACUUACUUUAUUUGUCCAAAAGUGAGAGAAUGGGAUCACAUUCUUUUUCUGUAGAAUCAAGAAAUAUGAUAAUGAAUAGAAAAUAUUUUUUUGUCAAAAGUAGUCAUGUAAAAAUUGAUAUUUGGCCAUAUAGAAAAUAUUAAUAGAUUCUAUAUUUAGUAAGUGAUCACUUGAAAAGAAAUUCUGUUCUUGGAAUGUAAUAUGGUGAUAGUUUGUAAAUUGUGUGUGAUGACUUGAUAUUUACAUGUGGAGGUGUCUGAAAGGAAAAUCUUUUUGGUUUUAUGAGAUUUAAAUGUUGUAAAAAAACUUUAAAGACAAUGAAUCAAUUUUUGGAUGGAUUUCUAGUUAAUAACUUGACAACUAUGUUCUGUGCAGCGAAAAACUUAGAGGUUGAAACUUCAUAUACAAUAUUUUAUCAACUGGUCAUUUCAUAUAUACGGUUCUAACCAUUUGCAUCUAUAUAUAACCAUUAAAAACGUGCAUAUUAUAAGCUGAUAUUUAUAAGCUAAUAAUUUCUAAUAUCGUUUUGUAUUUAAGACUAAUUUUUAAUCAUUUGUUUACCUGUAAAGAAUUAUUUUUGUUUGAAAGGCAUUUUAUAUAUUCCACCGGCAUCUGUUUAAAAAGGAUAUUUUGAAACAUUUGCUUGAACUUGGAACUCCUUUUUCUCUCCAAAAUAAAACAGAAUUUACACAUAAAAUGUUUAAUGUCCAUUCAACUGUUUUAAAGGAACCUGGAUGAUAGGCAACCUUUAAUCAAUCUUUUUUGCAAAAUUCUUUCAAAAUGCAUGUAAUAGUGGGGAAUACUAACAUCUUGUGAAUGCUAUAGAUCUGAGUGACAGUUUGAAAAAAAAAUAGUCAUAAACAAUUUGAUUACCCAGAUCGUUUUCAUUGUAAUAAAAUGGCUAUUAGAAAACAAAUUUAUAAACUAACCUGGGAAAAAAAGAAAAGAAAGGUCUGUUAAUAGAGAAUGUUAUAAUUUAAAUUAUUGGAGGCAAAAAAAUCCCUGAUAGACAUAGUUGUGAUGAGCAUGAUGAGCAAUACUCUUGUUUGGUACUAUAUACAAUAAUGAUAUAAGGUGUUAACUAGCACUGUUUGCUAUACAGUGUAGUUAUUCAUAGGGAGCUUUGGAAAAAAUUGUCUCCAAAUGGGUUAGGGAUAUUAAUUAAUGUAUAUUUCUUGUUAUUUUUAUUAUUUUUAUUAAUUUAACUAUUCAUUAAAUGGAAACAUCUGUUGUUGUGAUGUUGCAAAUUUUAUUAAAUGUGUAAAAUCUUAAAGUGCUAUAACUUAUUAUUGCAUGAUUAUGUUUUGGUUGGUAUCUUAUGUCUAGAAACUCCUUGGCAUUUGUUUUUGUAAAAUGCUUAAACAUGUUUGUUUUGGUUUUCAUUAAAAUUUAAAUUGU